This is a messenger RNA of Prinia subflava (tawny-flanked prinia), 463 nucleotides long. RefSeq names its product collagen alpha-1(III) chain-like. Lineage: Eukaryota; Metazoa; Chordata; Aves; Passeriformes; Cisticolidae. The record is from RefSeq and is a predicted model, not a curated record. The transcript is spliced from 2 exons. The coding region runs from base 1 to 381 and encodes 126 amino acids.
AUGCCCGGCGACACCCGGCGGACCCCAGGGCCCCCGAUCCCGGUGAGAUCCGCACCGGCACCGGCAGCCAGCGGAGCGGCGCGGGGGCUGCCGGGAAUGGCGGCGCCGCGGGGCGCGCUGGGACACGCCGGGAGCCGGCCCGUUCAAUCGCCCAGAGCAGGCCUCAGUGCUCGCGGGGAGCAGCGCGGGGCGAUGAGCCCAGAGCGCCGUGGUGCCGCGCCCAGGAGCGGGAACACCCUGUUCUCCGCCGGGGCUGCCUCCAGUGCACAGCCCGGACCCCAUGCACUGGACCCCGGCACCAGCCAGCGCCAGCAGGAAACUGCAACGAGCGACUCCCUGCGCAGCCACGCUGUUCUCUGCCGCUGCUUCAGAGCUUCUUGACAGACUGUAACCCGACACCCGGACACCCCACAGCUUCGGGCAUGGCUUCGGAGUUUCUGCUGCCUCUUGCUUGCUGUCCCGG